CCAGCAAUCUCGACGACAAGCUGCACCACGCCGACAAGCAACGUCGACGAGCUAUCACUCCCAUCGUCACUUGCACACACCGCACCCCCAACACCCAACACACGGCGCGGCAGCACCCUCCCCCACCUCACUGCUCAUCAACGCGCGCUGCGCAUCUCCCCCUCCGACAGAGAUUGCCAGCCAUGGACUCGUCGGCAACCUCCUACACCAUCAUCCACGAUGACCUGCUCGACGCGCCUUCGUCCCAGGACCUCCGCAACGCCCUCCAGAAGGGCUCGGACGAGGUCAAGCUCGAGACGCUCCGCCGCAUCAUUGUCAGCACGCUGAAUGGACAGAGCCACCCCACGCUCCUCAUGCCCAUCAUCCAGUAUGUCAUGCCAUCACGCAACAAGCAGAUCAAGAAGCUUCUCCACUUCUACUGGGAGGUCUGUCCCAAGCUCGACGAGAACGGCAAGCUCAAGCAGGAGAUGAUCCUCGUGUGCAAUGCCCUUCGUAACGACCUGCAACACCCCAACGAGUACAUUCGCGGCGCGACCCUCCGCUUCCUCCAGAAGGUGCGCGAGGCCGAGCUCCUCGAGCCCCUCGUCCCCACCGUCCGCUCGUGCUUGGAACACCGCCACUCGUUUGUGCGCAAGAAUGCCGUCUUCACCGUCUGGACCAUCUACCAGGACCACGAGCACCUCAUUCCCGACGCGCCAGAGCUCCUCGACACGUUCCUUGCCGCCGAGUCGGACUCGACCUGCAAGCGCAACGCGUUCGUCGCACUCUGCAACAUCUCGCAGCCCACCGCCGUCCGCUACCUGUUGAGCGUCGCCGACCAGCUCUCCACAAUGGACGAGCUCAUGCAGAUGGCCGUGAUCGAGCUCAUCCGCAAGGAGGCGCGCACCGAGGGCGGCCACCGCGCCAAGUGGAUCCGCGCCAUCUUCGAGCUCCUCGGUUCGCCCAGCCACGCCGUCAAGUACGAGGCGGCUACCACCCUUACCACCUUGACCCAGAACCCUGCUGCCAUCAAGGCCGCUGCCUCUGCCUUUGCCGAGCUCAUCGUCAAGGAGGCCGACAACAACGUCAAGCUCAUCGUUCUCGACCGCUUCGACACGCUCCGCAGCAAGCACGAGCACGUUCUUGACAGCAUGGCCAUGGACAUCCUCAAGGUCCUCUCGUCCCAGGACAUGGAGGUCAAGACCAAGGCCAUUGGCAUCGCCCUGCAGAUGGUCACUAGCCGCAACGUCGAGGACGUUGUUCUCUUCCUCAAGAAGCAGCUCCAGUCGACUUUGGAUCAGGACUGGGACAAGAACGCCGAGUACCGCCAGCUCCUCAUCCAGAGCAUCCACUCGUGCGCCAUCAAGUUCUCCGAGGUCGCCGCCAACGUCGUCUACGUCCUCAUGGACUUCUUGGGAGACUCGAACAACCCCUCGGCCGUCGACGUCAUCUCGUUUGUCCGCGAGGUUGUCGAGAAGUUCCCUGACCUCCGCCCCACCAUUACUGAGAAGCUCGUCCAGACCUUCUCCGAGAUCAAGUCGGGCAAGGUCUUCCGCGGCGCCAUGUGGAUUGUCGGCGAGUACUGCACUGUCGCUGCCGACAUUAAGCGGGCAAUCUUCGAGCUCCGCAAGGUGAUUGGCGAGGUCCCCAUCCUGGCCUCGGAGCAGAGGUUGCUCGACGAGGCUGAGGCUGCCGACGAGGCUGCCGGUGCGACUGAGAAGGAGGAGGCCCCCAAGGCUGUCACGACCACUCGUGUUCUGGCCGACGGCACGUACGCCACCGAGACGGUCUACACCUCCACAGCAGCCGCUGCUCGUCUUGAGCAGGUCCGCGCUGCUGCCAAGCCCCCACUCCGUGCGCUCAUCCUCGGCGGCGACUUCUUCACUGCCACCGUCCUGGCCUCUACCCUCACCAAGCUCGUCCUCCGCUACUCGGAGCUCAAGGUUGACCCCACAUCCCUCAACACCCUCCGCGCCGAGGCCAUCCUCAUCAUGACUUCGAUUGUCCGCAUCGGCCAGUCCAAGUUUGUCACCGUGCCCAUCGACGAGGACUCGCAGGAGCGUAUCCUCAACUGUGUUGAGGCCCUCUCCCAGCUCCAGGACUCGAAGCCUGUGCACGAGGUCUUCCUGCACGACACGCAGGCUGCGUACGCCAAGAUGCUGGCUGCCGAGGAGAAGAAGGUGUCGGCCAAGAAGGCGCUCGAGGCCAAGGCCAAGGCAGUUCAGGUCGACGACGUUAUCAGCUUCCGCCAGCUCUCCAAGAAGUCGGCGGGCGGUGACGCCGACGACUUUGAGUCGGAUGUUGUUCGCGCGACUGGUGCUGCCGAGGUCAAGGACGACUUUGUGUCCAAGCUCUCCAGGAUAGUCCAGCUCACUGGUUUCUCGGACCCUGUGUACGCCGAGGCUGUUGUCAACAUCCAGCAGUUUGACAUUCUCCUCGACGUCCUCAUCGUCAACCAGACGAGCGAAACGCUGCAAAACCUGACGAUCGAGUUUGCUACCCUUGGUGACCUCAAGCUUGUCGAGCGACCAGCACCACACACUCUUGGCCCCCACGGCUUCCACAACAUCAAGGCGACGAUCAAGGUGUCGUCGACCGAGACUGGUGUCAUCUUUGGCAACAUUGUCUACGACAAGCAGGGUGCGUCGGACGCGAGCGUCAACAUUGUUCUCAACGACGUCCACGUCGACAUUAUGGACUACAUCAAGCCUGCGUACUGCAACGAGGCGCAGUUCAGGAGCAUGUGGACCGAGUUUGAGUGGGAGAACAAGGUCAACGUCAACACGUCGAUCAACGACCUGCGCGUCUACCUCGACCACAUUAUGAAGUCGACCAACAUGGCGUGCCUGACGCCCGACGCUGCCCUCUCUGGCGACUGCGACUUCCUGUCUGCCAACCUGUGCGCAAGGAGUCUGUUUGGCGAGGACGCUCUUGCCAACCUGUCGAUUGAGAAGACGGAGGAGGGCGCGAUCCAGGGCCAUGUGCGCAUCCGCUCCAAGACGCAGGGUAUUGCGCUGUCUUUGGGCGACCGGAUCACGAUCUUGCAAAAGACGCUCAAGGCGUAGGUGUAGAGUGAGAAGUUGGUGUAUGAGUUGCUGCAUGCUAUUAUGAACUAGACGGUAUGGUGCAG
Messenger RNA from Vanrija pseudolonga, 3109 nucleotides. RefSeq names its product Coatomer subunit beta (gene COPB1). NCBI's taxonomy places the organism in Eukaryota, Fungi, Basidiomycota, Tremellomycetes, Trichosporonales, Trichosporonaceae. The transcript is spliced from 5 exons. Gene Ontology annotation, cellular component: cytoplasm; COPI vesicle coat. Bases 183 to 3044 code for a protein of 953 amino acids. The record is from RefSeq and is a predicted model, not a curated record. Gene Ontology annotation, biological process: intra-Golgi vesicle-mediated transport; intracellular protein transport; endoplasmic reticulum to Golgi vesicle-mediated transport. Gene Ontology annotation, molecular function: structural molecule activity.